CGUUCAUUUCUCCUCUCUUCUCCUUUUCUCCAAUUUGCGAAUUGCCCUGUUUUCUGUUAGUUUGCAGUACUUGUCUUAUAUCUCCUCGAACCAGGCUUACCGACCAGCGCUUUAUUCUGGUUGAACGGGAACGAAAUAGCCGUAGAACCCAGACACAAGCACCUAUUCGGUUUAUAUUUCAUACUCUUCGUGGCAGCAAUAUCAAUGUCGCAGUCGACCGACCUGCCAAAUGAGGACCGUCCUCUGGCGCGACUCCUCCCGCAGAGCUCAGCUCCAGUAUCAGCCAUAGAUGCUCGGGGGAUUCAGCAGCAGACGCAGUACCCUUUGCCGCC
This is a messenger RNA of Linderina pennispora, 332 nucleotides long. RefSeq lists its product as uncharacterized. The annotation marks the transcript as partial. The transcript is spliced from 2 exons. The record is from RefSeq and is a predicted model, not a curated record. NCBI's taxonomy places the organism in Eukaryota, Fungi, Kickxellomycota, Kickxellomycetes, Kickxellales, Kickxellaceae.